Stegostoma tigrinum is the source of this 1870-nucleotide messenger RNA. RefSeq names its product MRN complex interacting protein (gene mrnip). Gene Ontology annotation, biological process: mitotic G2 DNA damage checkpoint signaling. Lineage: Eukaryota; Metazoa; Chordata; Chondrichthyes; Orectolobiformes; Stegostomatidae. Gene Ontology annotation, molecular function: chromatin binding. Gene Ontology annotation, cellular component: nucleus. The record is from RefSeq and is a predicted model, not a curated record. The transcript is spliced from 7 exons. The coding region runs from base 54 to 1331 and encodes 425 amino acids.
UCGGCAGCGUCUCCGUGGAAACGGCCUCGAGUGGGUGAGACCGGCCUGGGGCGAUGGCUCAGCGGUUCCAGGUUCUGCGCUGCUGUUUGUGUAAAAUUUACCAAGUUCAGCAGGUUAAGAAGAGCAAGAAGUGGAACUGCAAGUUGUGCGAAGCAAAACAGUCAGUGCUGAAGAUAUAUGGCCAGGGCUCGGGUGCUGACUGUCGACGACAUGUGCAGAAGUUGAACAUGCUGCAGGGGGAAAGGAUGCAGGCAAUGGAAGCAGCUGCUUGUUUUGGUGGCAGGUCCAUUAAGGAACCAAAAUGUGCAAACACUGACUGCAAUUCUGAAAGACUUUGUACAGUGAAUGAGCAGUUGGAGAACUCAGCUAGCAGCCGUUGGAGUGUUUAUUUGGACCAGAAUCCCAUUAUUGAGACAUCAGAUGAGGAAGGAAAAGAGAAAGACAUUGUAUACACAGAUCGCCAGAGGUUCCAGGAAAGCAUGAGGAAUGCCAACCGGAAUAGAAGCAAACAUAAAAGGGGAUUAUGUACCUCAAAGCAACUGGAGCUGUGUGGUAAUGGUACUGACAACCAGGAAACAGAAUCCUCUCAAACGGCCAUGGGUCGCUAUCUGAAAUGUAUGAAUUCCACACUAACUGAAAGAAGAAACGGGCAUCAAGUGACUAGGCAUACAGAAAGGAACAACAUUUCAAACAGCAUACAUUUAGAAUCCAAUCUAGUGACCUCGCUGAAUGAUGAAAGCUGGUAUGGCACAAUUAAACAACAGGGUGCACACGCCUCUAGGUGGGAUAGAUUCCUACCACGUAGUAUGACAGAAGACGAUGAAUUCUUCAGUCAAGGCACUGGUAAAGCUGAGGGGUAUCUAACCUGGAAGGGGGCCCAGCCCUCAGCAGAUUCUGCUAUUGUAAAUUACAGAAAAGAUGUGGAUGGUUUUGCUGGUUUGCGAGUGGCUUGUAAUGGCCACCCAAGUUCACUACAAAUCACUGAAAGAAUUACAGAGGAAACCAUGACUUGCUCACUCACUUCUCUAGAACAGGUUGAAGAAGACAGGACUAUGCUGAGUUUGCCUGAACCCACUACUGAUGUGCACACACUCAGCAGUAUUGCAUGUGGAGCUGUAACAGAAGAGCAUGACCCUUUCUCUGUGUCCAUGGAUGGUGCUUCUGGAGCUUCAUGUGUUCCAAAGUCAGGGUCUCCUUUGGCCCCUCAAUCCCUAUCAUUCUGUCAACUUUCGGUUCGUGAGAAACCUCGUACAGAUUUUGGAUUUCAGGCUAAGCAAGGCAGCUGCUUUCUCUCGCUCUUUCAGACAGAUGAGGAUUUUGAUGAUGCGUGAUUUUUGAUCCCCCUGCCUUUCAACUGCAGGGUUUUGUGGCUUAUAAAAUGGGGGCACCUGAUGUUAUAUUAUCAGACAAGCAGUGUUACACUGUGAUUUUUUACAAACUUGCACCAAAUCUGCCAGCACGUUUGCAAGGUUUAAUGAAAGAUGGAGAGAUUAUUUCAGGUAAUGCUUGUGAGAAACAGCAGUUGGAAAUUACAAAGUCUAUUCUGUUGUACCCUAUCCUGGGAUGAUAUUGUUGCAGAACAGUAGGUUGGUAGUAAGAUUUUCCAUGAUACUGUCACAGAUGAGUUCUCCUGAAGCUGGCUAUGUUCAUUACCAAUUCUCUUUGUUUGGGAGAUUUUUGUACAGAUGGGCUGACUUUUUUUUUAAAUGUUAUGAUUUUUUUUUAAAGAAUGAAUGUCUGGCUGGUGUAUAGCCUCAGAUCAGGAAAGAUGUUACCUUUUGGAGUUUAGCUUAUUGCUCAUUAAGUGCUUUUGUUGUCAGAUAGUUGUGAAUUAAAGCAAUCUAAAAUAAAUUUGAAAUGUUUCAGUGGG